Cucumis sativus (cucumber) is the source of this 2119-nucleotide messenger RNA. It is a transcript of the gene NRT2, whose product is annotated as high affinity nitrate transporter 2.4-like. Lineage: Eukaryota; Viridiplantae; Streptophyta; Magnoliopsida; Cucurbitales; Cucurbitaceae. The coding region runs from base 54 to 1646 and encodes 530 amino acids. The record is from RefSeq and is a predicted model, not a curated record. The transcript is spliced from 3 exons. Gene Ontology annotation, cellular component: plant-type vacuole membrane; plasma membrane. Gene Ontology annotation, molecular function: nitrate transmembrane transporter activity. Gene Ontology annotation, biological process: nitrate transmembrane transport; cellular response to nitrate.
UGUUUUUAUCUUCUUCAUUCUCAUAAUACAACUAAAGCCAAAACAACAACAAAAUGGGUGAUGUUGAAGGUUCUCCAGGAAGCUCAAUGCAUGGAGUGACUGGAAGAGAACAAACCUUUGCAUUCUCUGUAGCUUCCCCGAUCGUCCCAACUGACACCACGGCUAAAUUUGCAUUACCGGUCGACUCGGAGCAUAAAGCUAAGGUUUUCAGGAUAUGGUCUCUAGCCAACCCCCACAUGAGAACCUUCCACCUUUCUUGGAUUUCCUUCUUCACAUGCUUUGUGUCCACCUUCGCAGCCGCCCCUCUCGUCCCCAUCAUUCGCGACAACCUCAACCUGACGAAAGUCGACAUCGGGAACGCUGGAGUUACAUCUGUUUCUGGGAGUAUCUUCUCUCGUCUUGUGAUGGGGGCUGUGUGUGACCUUCUUGGACCACGCUAUGGAUGUGCGUUUUUGAUAAUGUUGUCGGCUCCGACGGUGUUUUGUAUGUCGUUUGUGUCGAAUGCUGCUGGUUACAUAGCGGUUAGAUUCAUGAUAGGGUUUUCGCUAGCGACGUUUGUGUCGUGUCAGUAUUGGAUGAGUACAAUGUUUAAUAGUCAGAUAAUAGGGCUUGUGAACGGGACAGCAGCUGGGUGGGGUAAUAUGGGAGGAGGAGCAACUCAAUUAAUAAUGCCAUUGUUGUAUGAGGUUAUUCAGAGAGCUGGUGCUACUCCUUUUACUGCUUGGAGGAUCGCUUUCUUCAUUCCUGGUUUCCUUCAUGUUCUUAUGGGCAUUUUGGUUUUGACUCUUGGUCAAGACUUGCCUGAUGGUAACCUUGCUAGUCUUCAGAAGAAGGGAAACGUUGCCAAAGACAAAUUCUCCAAUGUCUUGUGGUAUGCUGUGACCAAUUAUCGAACUUGGAUCUUCGUCCUCCUCUAUGGCUACUCCAUGGGGGUCGAGCUUUCCACCGAUAACGUCAUUGCUGAAUAUUUCUACGAUAGGUUCGAUCUAAAGCUUCACACAGCGGGAAUCAUUGCAGCAACAUUCGGGAUGGCGAAUCUAGUGGCUAGACCGUUUGGAGGGUAUGCGUCUGACGUAGCAGCGCGAUACUUUGGGAUGAGAGGAAGGUUGUGGACACUAUGGAUCCUACAAACAUUUGGGGGAGUGUUUUGCAUGUGGCUGGGUAAAGCAACCAAGUUGCCAAUAGCAAUAGCGGCAAUGAUAUUGUUCUCAAUAGGAGCACAAGCAGCAUGUGGAGCAACAUUUGGUAUAAUUCCAUUCAUAUCAAGGAGAUCUCUGGGAAUAAUAUCAGGACUAACAGGAGCUGGUGGAAACUUUGGAAGUGGUUUAACACAAUUAGUAUUCUUCUCAACAACAAAAUACUCAACUGACACAGGAUUGUUUUUGAUGGGAAUAAUGAUUGUUUGUUGCACUCUUCCAGUAACUUUGGUUCAUUUCCCUCAAUGGGGAAGCAUGUUUCUACCACCAACUAAACAUGUUGAAAAAUCAACUGAAGAGUUUUAUUAUGGUUCUGAAUGGACUGAGGAUGAAAAGAAGAAAGGUUUGCAUCAACAAAGUAUUAAGUUUGCUGAGAACAGCAGAUCUGAACGUGGUAGACGUGUUGCUUCAGCUCCAACUCCACCAAAUACAACUCCUACUCAUGUUUGAAUGAAAAAUCAAACCUUUUAAUUAAAAUGCUUUCUUUUUGUAUAUGCAUAUAAAAAAAUACUUAGGUGCAUAUAUCAUGGUCAACCAGCAUCUGUCCUGGUUUCUGGCAUCUAUCGUUUGUGUAACUCAUCGAAUUGUUCCAUUAUAAAUUGCCACGUGAAGGUUUUUUUCUUGAGUGAUGAGAAGAAAUUGAUAGAGAUGAGUGUGUUUUAAGAUGCGCCAAAUUAAAGGAUUGUUGUUUUACUAUUUCUUAUUUCUUUUCUUUUCUUUUUUUCUGUACAUUUUGAUGUACUUUUGUUGUAUUUUGAAUCGGAAAGUAUAUGCUGUGAAAACUCCCCCGGAUGAAACUAGCAAAAUGGGUUAUAUUUUGGAGGUGAUGUAAAAGGAUGCAAUUGGGAGUUUUUUAGUAUAUUCUUGGGAAUCUUGUUCUGUAUUAAGAAAAGAGUUUGAUGGAAUUAAUGUGAGUUUUAUAA